AGCCGUUGUCACCCGAGUGUCAGGCGCCGCUACAAAAGAAUAACUGUUCUCUUUACAGCAGUCAUUUUAAUCGGUAAAUUGUAUUUCUUAAUGUAGUGGGAAACUGCACUGCAAUAAAAAAAAAUCAUAGUAUGUUUGUAAUUAUAGGAAGUAGAGAAUUCAAUGUGGAUUUGAUACUAUAAUAUUAUUUUUUUAAAAAAAGGUUGGAGGUAUUAAGUUUGAUGCUUAAUCCAUCUUGUCCAUUUAUCACAUAGAUUUUACACCUUAAUAUAUACAUUAAAUGUUUACAAAUUAGGUUUAAAAUCAUAUACCUCCGACUCAGUCUUGUUUCAGGUGUUGGUAGCUACAGACAACCUGACAAAAUAUACCUGGAAUAAAUUCUGGUCAAUGAUGGACAGGAAAUUUUCCAACUUAUAACAUUAGGUGGCGUUAUUGAUCAGGGCAGCACCUCCACUGUCCUCCUGUGAUGUGACACACAGCUCAAUUUACAUUUUCUUCUUUUAGAUAAGGUACAGAUAUCUGUAGAUGGCACUCUUACAUUUAUAGAUCACACUUUAAAAGAACUGGCAGUAAAAGUAGACUUCUUCUACUAGCACUGAUUUUGAUUUUCAGCAUGUUCACUGCUGGAUCAUAACUUGUGCAGUCUUAUCAAGUGAAAGUCACAGCUAUUUGCUGACAUAAGCAAUGUCUUACAGAGAUGAAAGAUGGUUCUCAAUGAAAAGGGCAAAUCGGGUCUCAGGAGGGAAUUUGUCAUCUGGCUAAUUAAGUAUGGAGGUACUGCAGAGACAUACGGAGUUUGUAUGUCAAAUAAUGCAUCCAAAUAUGCAUUCCCAAGCUGGUUUGCAUGUAUAUAUACACUGUAGUACGCUUUCAAGAUAAGCCUUUUACUUUUAAAUGUCCUUAAAUUGUCUUAAAUUAAAAAUUUGCUAUAUUCAGAUUCUACAUUCAUUAUCUUAAUUAUUUUCAGAGGUCUAUCUGUAUCCUGCAUUGGCAACCUUUUUAAUAAUUUUCACCGUCUAUUGUGGUUAUAAUUUAUUAUGAAUAAUAAAUAAAGCUGGAAUCUACUCAGAUAGAACCCAUUAUUACUUAAAGCAAAGGGAACUUUGGGAUAAAAAUGCAACUCAGACCGCCAACUUUCUGCUUGCACUUCACUAUACCAUUCCGCUGCAUGAUUUGAGCAUCCAAAUACCAGUAACAUCAUUAAUCAUGGUUACUCCCGCCUUAAACUUUGAUUUAUUUUGAAUGUUCCGUAAAACCCGCCCCUUCUCGCCAUCCACUUGUACCUUCACAGUAUAAUGCAUUCAUUCAAUAGGAGAAAAUAUUGAUCCCGUCUUAAAAACAAUGCGGGUCAAAGUUGUAAAACAGACAAACACGUAAACACGCAUGUAUUAAUGUAAUAACUGAAUGAUAAAUGUAAUGUCUGAGACAACUUCACUUGAACCAUAACUACACAUCCGACAAACCAACGGUGCCCGCACUUUCACUUCCGGUGUCGCUCGGGAUCCAUGUUGGACAGCCGCUCAAAUGUACAACAAUAAAUAUUUAUCUUUUGAAAAGUUGUGUAAAAGUAAGAGAAGACUUAAACACCGCAGGAAACCCAUGGUAUAGGUAUCACGUUCCCAUAAACGACUUACCAGGAUGUCACUGGUGGAUCUGGGGAAGCGGCUGCUGGAAGCUGCACGGAAAGGUCACGACGAUGACGUCAGGUCACUGAUGGCCAGUGGAGCCCCGUUCACCACAGACUGGCUAGGGACAUCGCCACUGCAUCUUGCGGCCCAGUUUGGGCACUUCUCUACCGCCGAAGUUCUGCUUAGGGCGGGCGUCAGCAGGGAUGCCCGGACGAAAGUGGACCGGACCCCUCUGCACAUGGCCGCUGCUGAAGGCCACUCGAAAAUUGUGGAACUGCUCAUCCAGAACGGGGCAGAUGUAAACGCUAAAGACAUGCUGAAGAUGACUGCGCUGCACUGGGCGGCAGAGCAGGACCACAAGAAGGUCGCCGAGCUACUGCUCAAGCACGGCGCUGAUGUCCGCGCCCUCAGCAAGUUCGACAAGACCCCUUUCGACAUCUCCCUGGACAGGAACAACGCUGAGCUCAUGCUCAUGCUGCAGGAGGGAAUGCAGAACCACGUGAACGUAAACCUAGAGCAGAACUUGGCCUGCACCUCCGUGGCCGCCGUCACGAGUCCUCAAUUCAUCUUAUCGCCCACGGCAAUGGUCAGCCUGUCUGAUCUUGUUCCUGCCACGACCAAAGCUGUCUCAGGUAACUCUGAGGAGGUCACUGUGGAGAGCUCAGCCUUCCAGCACAUGGUGGGAGAGGGUUCCCAGAGGGUUAUCACCAUAGUGACAGAUCAAAAUGGCAACAUACAACCAGGCGCCCUUGGCCAGCGGUUCCUCCUCACCAUGCAAAACGGACAGCAGAUGUUAGCCAUGUCAGAUGGGCAGAUUGCAGACGAGGCCGAGGACGGGGAGCAGCGGCCACCCCAGGCUCGCAAGCGCAGAUUAGAGUCCGCCGUCAACCACAAAGAGCCCAAAAACAAGGAUCCCGUGAAGGAUGACUGCCGGGAGCUGCUGCAGAAGCAGCUUCAGGAGGCUAAUCGCAAGGCCCAGGAAUAUCGUCUGCAGCUUCUCAAGAAGGAGCAGGAGGCAGAGCAGUACCGUCUCCAGCUGGAGGCCAUAGCUUAUAGCCAGAGUAACGGCAACGGCUUUGGGCGGGAAGGGCUGGGAGGGGAGGAGAUGAUCGUGCUUCCGGAAGGGGCUAUCAUAAUCAAGGCGGGGGACCUGGAGGCCACGGAAGAGGAGGAGGAAGGCGAGGAAGAGGUGACGCUGGUAGAGACUGUGGAAACGACAGCCACUGACACAGAGGUUAACUCUUAAAAACAGACCAACAUAAACAGCGCACAGAAGCUUCGGGUUCUUUUCGUAUCUUUGUUUUUGUAUGAAUUUUUUUAUAUUAUGGGAUUUAAUGCAUAUUUGCGAACAGGUCAUGGAAGAUCAGUGAGCAUCGUGAAAAUUGUGAGUAACCAGGAAAGAGGCCUUGACAACACCUAACACUCUGAGGCUUGGCUUCUGCCCCAGGAGGGUGAGACACAAAGAGGCGCUCUUUCUGGUGGAACAACAUGAAAUCCUUUAUCUCCUCAUUUCAGGCAGGACGUUUGAGCAGAGCCAGCACAGGACUCGUGGGUAACUUGCUAAGGAGUACGGAUUACCUGAGUAGGCCGUUCUCGUUUCAAGUCCUCGGACCGACAGGAUUUCAUGGACCGAAUUGUCUAAGCUGUCCAGGAUAGCGUCAGAUCCCCCUCAGUCUUUGGCUGUCAGUGUGCUUGCUUGACUCUCACAGCCAAAGGGUAACCGUCAGUCUUCUGCGUUGUGCGUCUCUGUUUCACCUUUCUCAGGCAUUGCUGGUAUGUCAUUGCAUGUGCACUGCAAACCUGGUGGUCUGAUCCUACUGCGGAAAGGUAGUUGCUUUAUGCAUUUUCAUUAUUGACACGCAGAUCAGUAGUUCGCUAUAUUAAUAAAAAAAAAUCACAAAAGGCAUUUUUAUAUAUAAAAUUUAUACUUAAUUUAUGCUGCUGAUCUUACUGUCGUCACAAUGCUGGCGUCCUUUUAAAUAAUUCAUAUUUUCUAAUUUUAUCCUCGAUUUUUUUUUUACUUCAGUUUGAAUUGUCGCCAAUUCAUUAUUCAUGCUUGGCUACAGACAGGGGCCUUGUCUGCCAGUGGCAUAUUGGGGGGGGGGCUUAUAUGGGGGGGCUUUUAGGCGCACAUCUGAUUCACUAACCAGCCCUGUAUUCAAACUGCAAAUCAGCUGGCACAGGCCAGGAGGGAAAAGCAGUGAUGAGGGGAAUAACAUAAACGUUACCACUGGCAACCAUUAACUGUGUGCCACAUGCUGGAGACAAGCAGUGCACGGCAUCUUGGGCAGUAUUCUUGGCAAUCUGGUUGCCUGGUUACAAAAAAAUGAUGGGUCACUAAGAAAACAAUUUCUGGAAUGUCUGCCUAUACUAUUGAAAUGCAAGAGGUAACUGACCCAGUGCUACAUUAAAACAAGUAUCUUUCUAUAUGUGUAUAUGUUCCACAAGUUCAGUUAACGUAUUACAAAGCAUUCACAUGGUUAUAACGAUUCCUAUCACAAGACGCCUGUGUUAGAAUUUUUUUUUUUUUGCUACGUAAUAUUUUUCCCGGGCCAAACAGCAGAUGGCGCCACACUUCUGCACAUUCCACCUGCACUGAUCACUGACAUGCCACAGUCGGUCCAUUUCUUAUACAUCAUCUCAAUACAUUUAAUAUGUAUACUAUAAUUUGUUGAUUAAAAUUUAUUUCCAUCCUACAGUGUCGUCGAACGUAUGCGAAAGCUUAUUUAAGUGUAUUAUGUUCUGGGGGAAGGUUUUGUGAGGAAAAAAAUGUCGUCAUUGCAGAUUUUGCAAGACAAGGUGUGAUGCAUGUUGAAACAUAUUUCUAAGGUUGGUGGGGGGGCUGCUUCUGUAGAGCAUAUGAAUUUGGCUCGAUCUAUGAAUUAAUCUGCCUUUUUUUAUUUUCUGUCAUGUUACUGCAUCAUUUUUUAUUUCUACAGGGAAAAACCAGACAUAUUCAUAUGUGCUGUUUUCACAUGUUGAUUUGUAUUUCACUUUGAACACUAUUGGGGGUAUUAAAAAGACAAAGUGGAGUUUUAUAUAGUUUAACUGUAUAACAGUUCUUUUUUCAUAAUAAAACAUACAGAAUACAUUU
Paramormyrops kingsleyae is the source of this 4722-nucleotide messenger RNA. Its product is annotated as GA-binding protein subunit beta-2-like. Gene Ontology annotation, biological process: positive regulation of transcription by RNA polymerase II. Gene Ontology annotation, cellular component: nucleus. Gene Ontology annotation, molecular function: transcription cis-regulatory region binding; protein binding. The record is from RefSeq and is a predicted model, not a curated record. NCBI's taxonomy places the organism in Eukaryota, Metazoa, Chordata, Actinopteri, Osteoglossiformes, Mormyridae.